AGGUAGCGAAAAUUUUGGAAAGAGCACUGAGACUGAUAAAGGCAUAUCCUCGCCUGCUUGCCCGGAUGUACAGUGGCUGAACAAUCCGAUCAAUCUUCUUUCCCUACCGCUCAUCUCUCAGCCAGACUGUCGCACGCUAUAUCUCCGUUUCAAUCUCCUCCAUUCACACCGUUAAAACCCAACCCAAUCAAUAUACGGUAUCUACCUUCCACUUAGCUAGGUCGCAGCCUACACCACGCCGUUCGUCUAAUAUACUGAGCAGUGAACAGAUCAGCUUAGACGGUGUUGUUGAGCCCCUAAAAAAUAUUCUUCCGCGUGUCGCCUGCUAUAUAUCAGUCAGGAAAGCAGAUGUCAAUUGUUGGAUCUCCGAGUUGUCCCUCAAUUUACCUCACUCGCAGCUCUGGCGGCGUAUGUGGAAAAUGUGUUUCAGCUCAUACACUGACACAGUUCUGCCUUUCCAGCUCCGGCGGAAUAUGCUGUGGGGCUUCAAUAAAAAGAAAGAAAAGUAGUGGAAAUUUUGGGAAGAGAGUUGAGUGUGUGAUAAAGACAUCUCCUUCUGCUUGGCCAGGAAGUGCAGUGGCUGAACCAAUUCAAAAGAGUUGGAAUGGUCCAAAGCCUAUUUCCAUUCUUGGUUCAACUGGUUCCAUUGGAACUCAGACGCUGGACAUAGUUGCUGAGAACCCCGACAAAUUUAAAGUUGUUGCACUUGCAGCUGGGUCAAAUGUGUCUCUUCUCGUGGAUCAAGUCAAAACAUUUAGACCAAAGUUAGUUUCAAUACGACACGAAUCAUUGGUUGAUGAACUCAAAGAAGCUUUGUCUGGACUUGAAGAUAAACCUCAAAUUAUUCCAGGAGAACAAGGAGCUAUUGAGGUUGCCCGGCAUCCAGAUGCUGUCACUGUUGUAACUGGAAUAGUUGGUUGUGCAGGGCUUAAGCCCACAGUGGCGGCUAUAGAGGCUGGGAAAGACAUAGCCUUAGCCAACAAAGAGACAUUAAUUGCCGGUGGUCCAUUUGUCCUUCCUCUCGCUCAAAAGCAUAAUGUGAAGAUUCUCCCUGCUGAUUCCGAACAUUCUGCCAUUUUCCAGUGUAUUCAAGGCUUGCCAGUGGGUGCCCUUAGACGUAUAAUUCUAACGGCUUCUGGAGGAGCUUUCAGGGAUUUACCUGUUGAUAAAUUGAAAGAUGUGCAAGUAGCCGAUGCUUUAAAGCAUCCUAAUUGGUCUAUGGGUAAAAAGAUCACCGUUGAUUCUGCCACCCUAUUCAAUAAGGGUCUAGAAGUAAUCGAGGCUCAUUAUCUAUUUGGGGCAGAGUAUGAUGACAUUGAAAUUGUGAUUCACCCACAGUCCAUUAUUCAUUCCAUGAUUGAAACACAGGAUUCGUCUAUAUUGGCACAGUUGGGCUGGCCUGAUAUGCGUCUUCCUAUUCUCUAUACGAUGUCAUGGCCAGAGAGAAUUCAUUGUUCUGAGAUCACAUGGCCCCGCCUUGAUCUCUGCAAGAUUGGGUCGUUGACAUUUAAAGCCCCGGACAAAGUAAAAUACCCUUCCAUGGAUCUCGCUUAUGCUGCUGGGCGGGCAGGAGGGACGAUGACAGGAGUUCUCAGUGCCGCAAAUGAAAAAGCCGUUGAGUUAUUUAUCAAUGAGAAAAUUGGCUACCUCGACAUUUUCAAGAUUGUUGAGCUAACUUGUGAUAAGCAUCAAGCAGAGGUGGUGGCGUCGCCUUCUUUGGAGGAAAUUGUACAUUAUGACUUGUGGGCCCGAGACUUUGCUUCCAGUUUGCGAUUGCUCUCAGCUUUUGUAUAACCAACCACCUGACGGCCACUAGGCCGCCCAUCAUGUUGGUGCUCCUCAUCCGGUUAAGUGUAUAAUAUUUGCUAGAAUAAAGAGUCUCUCAUGAUACAAUUAUGCAAUUAGCUGCUCAGUCUUCGAUACGACGAUACCUAUUAUACCAAUGUGGGUUCCAAAAACAUUACAAGAGUAACAAGACCCUCAAUUUGGUGGGGUAUACAAAUUUUAAACUCUGAUGUAACUUUAUGAAGUGCUUAUAUUAAGGAUGUGUAUGAGAAAAACGUUUGAGUAAAAAUAGCGGUUUGAUCUUUUUUUACAAUUUUCAAUUAGUGACAACAUUGAUUCAUUAUUUGGUAAUUAGUUGUUCGGC
Cuscuta epithymum is the source of this 2149-nucleotide messenger RNA. NCBI's taxonomy places the organism in Eukaryota, Viridiplantae, Streptophyta, Magnoliopsida, Solanales, Convolvulaceae. The record is from the annotation of a GenBank genome assembly.